This is a messenger RNA of Rotaria sp. Silwood1, 246 nucleotides long. The record is from the annotation of a GenBank genome assembly. NCBI's taxonomy places the organism in Eukaryota, Metazoa, Rotifera, Eurotatoria, Philodinida, Philodinidae.
AUGCCUUCUUCUCAACCGAAAUCUAGAAUACCUCUUACAGCACGACAACGAUCCAUUCUGCUUGAUUUCUACAAUCGAAAUCCUUAUCCAUCGGCAAGUGAACGUUAUUUACUUGUUCAACUAACAGGUCGAACCAUAAAACAAGUUCAAGAUUGGUUUUCAAACCGUCGUGUAUAUACAUCAUUUCUUAUUCUAAUUUCAUUUCCAAUUCGUAUUUGUUUUUUUAGCGCACUGAUUCUCGAUUGA